Molecule: messenger RNA, 1836 nt
Organism: Exophiala mesophila
Lineage: Eukaryota; Fungi; Ascomycota; Eurotiomycetes; Chaetothyriales; Herpotrichiellaceae
Exons: 1
Coding region: 1-1836 (611 amino acids)
Source: RefSeq, a predicted model, not a curated record
AUGGGUAUCCCACGGCUCACGCAGGACCUUGCACCCUACCAAGAAAAUGUCCUUCUCUCGAGACAAAAGCCUCUUACUGAGGAUGCACGACCAUGUAUCACUCGAGUCGUGAUUGACGGGCCAUCGCUGGUCUAUGCUGUCCUUUCCAAGAUACUCCCAUUUCAGUCUUAUAUAUUCAAACCCACAGCAGCACCCAAAGCCCCAAGUUACUCUGAGAUCAAUGACGGCGUCCUCCAAUUGCUGAGAGACUUGGAGAGCCAUGGUGUCGAGAUUCCAGUCAUUUUGUUCGAUGGUGGUCUGCCUGUCCACAAGCGUCCAACAAGGCUGGCUCGAAUGGAGCAGCUGAGAGUGCAACUCGAAUUGUACCGAAACUCCUACUCCAAAAUCUCAGUGUCGGCUCGAGAAGAGCCUCUCAAUCUCCAAGAUGCUCUGUGGGAUCCAUCAGUCUUGUCUGUCCGGAAACCUGCUCCUAUUGCACCUCCCUUCAUGGUUGCAAGCGUCAUCGAGCACCUACAAGCCAAUGGGUGGCAGGACCGAGUCAACGUCGUUCCUGGCGAGGCAGAUUGCUUCUGUGCCUCUGCUGCCAAAUUGCACAAUGCGGCAAUCAUCACGAACGAUUCAGAUCUCGCUCUCUAUGACCUAGGUCCGGAUGGAAGACUUGUCCACCUCAGAUCCAUCGCAAUGGAAGUCUCCGAGCAUGGCGACAAGGUAAUCACUGCUACAUCAUUAGAUCUCACAUCCAUUGCUAGAAGUCUUAAGCUUGCGUCAUUGCUGCCGUUCGGCUUCGAAAGAUAUGAACAUCCAGAGUUGACAACAGCAAUGGUCAGCGAACGAGCUAGGUCACAGACUGAUGACAUGGACAAUCCAGCGUAUAAAGCUUUUGUCGAGCAAUUUACUGAAAUCCCUUCAGUCUCGCCACAGAGUUCGCUCAGUCUAAUUGACCCACGCGUCGCCGAAAUUAUUGUCAAUCUCAUCCAUGACGAACCGCCUGCUGUCUACCUCACUCCCAUAUUGGAAGACCCCGGACGUGACUCAUCCUGGUCCUACGGCCUGGAUAUUCGCCAGCUGGCAUACUCCCUCAUAGCCGGCUCGCCAGAGCCCAAGAAUGGAAAACCCAUCACAUUCACUGAGUAUGCAAGAAAGGGACCGCGGAUUGCUGAGAAUACUGUCGACCAGCUGGACCCAAAGACCUUGAAGACGCAGCUGAUGUCUCUCAUUCAACAGGUGGAAGGUCAUAUCCGCACUCCCAGGAGUGAUGUUCAAACCUUGCUGGGCUGGUAUAUGCUUGCCUUUCAUCAGGUACAGCAGCAGAAGGUUGCUCAAUCUAAAGCUAUCUUCAACAUGACAGAUAUCACUCGUGCAAUUGGUCUGAAAAUGACAGGCCUCACGAACACAAUAACGUGGGAAAUUCUCCAUGUCAUCGCCAAUGCACAGGCAGUCUUGUACUCCCUCCGCAUGUUGAAACAAAUCGCAAUAUACGUCAAUCUCUCAGAUAACAGAUGCACCGAUGAUUUUCUUCUCCGACAGCUAAUCACCGCGCUUGACUCCUUACCGCCCAUUCAAGAUCUGUUCCUCGACGUCUCGGAUUUGCGAACCCGAAUUGCGACGCUCGAUGUCAGGGACAGACAUGAAGCCUUUUUGAGCCACCUUAGUCAGGACGACAACGAAGAGGAGUUUGACAUGCCAAAGAUCGGGAAGGAUUCUCGACCGCAUUUGAUCGAGGAGCCGCUAUCUAAAUCAGCGAAACGAAGAUCAAGGGCCAAAACCCAAGCAACCACCAAAAAGCCGAAGACAAACAGGAAUGUCAACAGUUUCCAAGUGCUCAUGAACAGCUGA